AUGAGAUUUGUUCAUAUCUGCUUAAUUAUAGCUAUUGCAAGUGCAACAAAAUUCUUAGAUGAAACCACAGUUUUUGGAUAGGAAGCAGAAGUUUAAAUUUCAUAUGAUCAACCUACAUCGCUGUUCACAGAAGAUUAAUUGGCUCAAAAUACAGAGUAGGGGAUGAAUAAAAAUGAACCCUUCGACUACUAAUCAGAAUAGAUAUCCCCAUUACAAAGCACUGAACAAUAACAAAUUUUAUUAGCCUAUGAAAAGGAUCUCUUACCAUAAGGAGACUGUGUAAUUUUAUACGCUGAAUGCCAAUUCAAAGGGACCUCAAAACAAGUUUGCAAAGGAGUAGAAGAAGUGAUGAGUUUUUCCCUUCCUGUGUAUUCAAUCUAUGUUCCUGAAUUAUAACAAUUUUCAACUAUUGAUGUGAAUAGUAAUUCCUAAGUUACUUUUUUAACCAGUGACAAGUGUUUAAAUUCACCUAUUGUUAUGGCUGAUACUCAAUUAGAUUUUUUCAUCGCAAAGUCAAUGUCAAAUUGGAUUGGAGAAAAUACAGUAAUAACUUAAUUGAUUCAAUAAGAGGAGGUAGAAAACUAAGAAACAGCAAGUCAAUAGGUUGAACAAUAAGAAAAUGUAUCAGAAUAGGUUGAUUAAUAAGUUUAAGAAUCAGCAGAUGUUAAUGCUGAAUAAUAAGCUGAUUAAGCAUAAGCAGAAUAGUAAGUUGAUCAAUCAUAAGCAGAAUAAUAAGUGGAUUAAACAUAAGCAGAAUAAUAAGUAGAUUAAACAUAAGCAGAAUCAUAAGUUGAUUAAACCUAAACAGAAUCAUCAGUAGAUUAAACAUAAACAGAAUAAUAAGUUGAUUAAACCUAAACUGAAUAAUAAGUUGAUCAAUCAUAAACAGAACAAUAAGUUGAUUAAUAGUAAGAGGCUUAAGCUUAAGAGUAAUAAUCAACCGAUAAUGAAUAACAAUCAGCAUAAGAACCAACCUAAUAAAAUGUAGAAGUAUAAUAAUCCCCAGAAUAGAAUAAUCAAUCAGAAAAUUAAUAGGAAUAAGCAUAAGAAACUACAUCUACUGAAUAAAAUUAAGAAAAUUAAACAUAAUAAGCAGAUUAAACUUAGGAAUAAGUAGAAUAACAAUCAGAGGCAGAUGUACAAAAUGAGGAAUUAUAACAAAAGGAAAUGGAGGAAGUUGUAGAAACUGUUGCAGAAAUUGUAUAAUAAGUAGAAGAUAAAUAAGAGGUUGAAUUAGAAACUGAAAAGGAGUAAUUGAAAUAAGAAGAGGAAGCCUAAUAAUAAUAAUAAACAUAAUAAUAAACAGAAUAAUCUGUUGAUGAUAUUCCAUAAAAUUAAGAACCACCCUAAUAGUAUUCCUAAUCUGAAACAGCAGAACCACUUGUAGGAUAAUCAUAAUAUACAAAAUGA
Molecule: messenger RNA, 1410 nt
Organism: Paramecium tetraurelia
Lineage: Eukaryota; Ciliophora; Oligohymenophorea; Peniculida; Parameciidae
Exons: 3
Source: RefSeq, a predicted model, not a curated record